This is a messenger RNA of Theobroma umbraticum, 2340 nucleotides long. Its product is annotated as cucumisin-like. Gene Ontology annotation, biological process: proteolysis. Gene Ontology annotation, molecular function: serine-type endopeptidase activity. The record is from RefSeq and is a predicted model, not a curated record. Lineage: Eukaryota; Viridiplantae; Streptophyta; Magnoliopsida; Malvales; Malvaceae.
AUGGAAGGCAAAAGAUCUCUUCUUCCCUGCCUUCUCCUCCAUGGCCUUCUAUUGGCUCUGAUUACUAUCAGGGCAGCAUCUCAACCCAAUAGAAAGAGUUAUAUUGUGUACAUGGGAAAAAAACCUAGCGGUGGGAGUGCCACAUCCUCGCUUCACAAUAGCAUGCUACAAGAUGCCUUCGGCAGCGAGUUUGACAUGAAGUCAGUGCUCUGUACCUACAAGAGGAGUUUUGAUGGAUUUGUGGUCCAGCUAACGGAGGAAGAAGCAAGUAAAAUGGCUGGAAUGAAUGGUGUGGUAUCUGUGUUUCCGAAUGAAAAGAGAGACCUCCAUACAACAAGGUCAUGGGACUUCAUGGGGUUCUCCCAACAAGUGGAAAGAUCAGCUUCGGAAAGUGAUGUAAUCAUUGGAGUUUUAGACACUGGAAUCUGGCCUGAAUCUGAAAGUUUUAAUGACAAAGGAUUUGGUCCGCCUCCCAGCAAAUGGAAAGGCAAUUGUCAAACGGCAGGUGUCAAUUUCACUUGCAACAAUAAAAUCAUUGGAGCACAGUAUUACCGGAGCAAUGGGUUAUUUGGCCCAGAUGACAUUGUUUCUCCUCGAGAUACUAGUGGUCAUGGGACUCAUACUGCAUCAACAGCAGCCGGAGGGUUGGUUAACAGGGCAAGCCUGUUUGGCUUUGCCUCGGGAACAGCUCGUGGAGGGGUUCCAUCGGCACGUAUUGCCGUGUACAAGAUUUGCUGGUUUGAUGGUUGUUAUGAUGCUGACAUUCUCGCAGCUUUUGAUGAUGCAAUUGCAGAUGGGGUUGACAUUAUAUCUCUUUCAGUAGGAACAGCAAUUCCUAGAGACUAUUUCAACGAUUCUAUAGCUAUUGGAGCUUUUCAUGCCAUGAGAAACGGCGUGUUGACAGUAAACUCUGCAGGUAAUCAGGGUCCUGACCGUGCAACCAUCACCAAUUUUUCUCCAUGGUCCCUCUCUGUGGCUGCUAGCACCAUAGACAGAAAGUUUUUCACCAAGGUCCAGCUUGGGAACAAUAUGAUUUAUGAGGGUGCAUCAAUAAAUACAUUUGAUCUCAAGAAUGAAAUGUACCCUAUAAUUCAUGGUGGAACUGCACCCAACACUACUGGAAACUUUACAUGGGCUUCAUCCAGGAAUUGCCUUCAGAACUCGUUGGACCACAAUUUGGUGAAGGGAAAAAUUGUUCUUUGUGAUAGGUUAGUCUCCGGGAGAGAACCACUCCGCGCUGGUGCAGUUGGUAGUGUGCUGCGAGACAAUGCUCCAAAUGAUUAUGCUAGCUUGUUUCCUUUGCCUGCAUCUUACCUUGAUCUGGUUGAUGGCAGUAAGAUUUUUGUAUAUGUAAACUCGACACGUAACCCAACUGCAACUAUAUUUAAGAGUAAGGAGGCUAAUGACUCACUGGCUCCUUAUGUAGUCUCUUUCUCAUCAAGGGGUCCGAAUCCAAUUACACCUGACAUACUCAAGCCAGAUAUAUCUGCACCAGGGGUCCACAUUCUAGCUGCAUGGUCCUUAAUUUCCCCUGUUUCUCAAACUAAAGGCGAUAACAGAUUUGUGCCAUUCAACAUAAUCUCAGGAACAUCAAUGGCUUGCCCCCAUGUUUCUGCAGCAGCUGCCUACGUUAAGUCAUUUCAUCCCACAUGGUCUCCUGCUGCUAUCAAAUCUGCCCUUAUGACCACUGCUUUCCCUAUGAGUUCUGGCAUUAACUUGGAUGCUGAAUUCGCAUACGGAUCAGGCCAUCUGAAUCCUAUCAAGGCUGUCAAUCCUGGUCUAGUAUAUGAUUCUGAGGAAGUUGACUACAUAAAAUUUUUAUGCGGACAAGGAUAUGGGACUCGGUUUCUACAGCUAGUCACUAGGGAUAAUACUACUUGUUCUGAAGCUACCAAUGGAACAGUUUGGGAUCUAAACUAUCCUUCCUUUGCUCUUUUUACCUCAGCCUCUACAACUGUUAGCCGUGUCUUCAACAGGACAAUCACAAAUGUCGGAUCACCAAUGUCUAUAUAUAGAGCAAAUGUGACUACCCCAGCAGGAGCACUUAAAAUCCAAGUUAAUCCUAAUGUUCUGUCAUUCAAAUCUCUCGGGCAAAAGCUAUCAUUUUCACUAACCAUUGAAGGAACGACAGAUAAAUCUAUAGUUUCUGCUUCCUUGGUAUGGGAUGAUGGCGUACAUAAAGUCAAGAGUCCCAUCAUCGUAUUUCUUUCAAUAUCAUAGUUAUGAAUUAUCAAAAGUUUUUAAUAAUUUAUCCUAUUUCUCUUAUACUAAGACACAUUGAAUUCAAAGCUGGUCUUUGACAAUUUGUACUCUUUUCUUUUCACACUGCAAAUUCCCUGG